Messenger RNA from Sorghum bicolor (sorghum), 2557 nucleotides. Its product is annotated as phosphatidylinositol 4-kinase gamma 4. Bases 653 to 2359 code for a protein of 568 amino acids. The transcript is spliced from 5 exons. NCBI's taxonomy places the organism in Eukaryota, Viridiplantae, Streptophyta, Magnoliopsida, Poales, Poaceae. The record is from RefSeq and is a predicted model, not a curated record. Gene Ontology annotation, molecular function: protein binding.
UCCUUCUCCUUUCUCUCUCCUCCUGCCUCCCAUUUCUCUCUCUCUCUCUCUCUCUUCUUCCUUGCUGUGCACUGCAAACCAACCAUAACUCUCUCUUGUUCUCUUCCCUGCGUGAACCGCGGAGCAAGAAGGAAGGGGGACGUUGGGGACUUUUGGGGUUGGGAAGCCUACAUAUCAUUUCACUAAUUCGGGCGUGGUUUGGGCUGGGAGGGAAGGAAUCCGUGGGGCUGCAGCCCCAUCCGGGCUGAGGGUUUGAAGGAGCCGGCCCUUUGGUGUGCUCCCCCCCAAUCGGGGAAAAGGGGGGGCAAGGGUUGCUGCUUUGUUGCCUGUUGCCGUUGCAGCAGCGUUACGCGAUUGGGGAUUCGACCAUCAGCAGGGCGAAGUGACGGUUCUGCGCCACUUUUCCUCCAAUCCCAUCAAUCCUGAUUUGAUUGAAUUUUAACACAAGAUGGGAUUGUAAUCUCGGUUUCUGUUUUGAGCGGCUCUCUCUGAGGGUUUGCUCCGUCCUGUAUCGGGAAGGAAGGAGCCCUUGGAUUUCCGUCUCCAUGGCGCCCUUGUAGUCUCAGGAAUCUAACUCUGUAGAUUUAGUGUAAAUAUUAGUGGUAGCAGCUGUUGAGGAAGCUCCGGUCUCCUUAGUAGCCACCCUGUGAAUAUGUCGUCAGCAGGUGUGAUCGUCCUGGGGCCAAUCCCAGAAGACCCUGCCUUCCUGCCCAUCAGCUUCACUGGCAGCCGGUCGCCACACUGCUCGUCUGGGUCACAGCUGCAGGAUUCCAUUCUUAUUUUCCUUGCUGUGCCUGGUAUGCCACCCAUGCCCAUGAGCGUGCUAGGAUCUGAGUCCAUUGCCUCGGUCAAGCUGCGCAUCCAGCGGUUCAAGGGCUUUGUGGUGACGAAGCAGCGGCUUGUGCUGGAUGGGCAUGAGCUGGCAAGAAACAACUGCCCAGUCAAGGAUUAUGGGCUGGCCGAGGGAAAUGUUCUGCACCUUGUUAUUCGGCUUUCUGAUCUCCGUGUGAUCAACAUUGAGACUGCCACUGGAAAGAAGUUUCAAUUUCAGGUGGAUCAGAGCCGCAAUGUUAAGUUUCUCAAGAACAAGCUUGCAGCAGAGGGUGAUGAGGAUAUUGGUAAUCUUGAGGAUCACAAACUUGAAUAUGAUGGUGAGGAGCUUGAGGACCACCAGCUUGUAGCUGAUAUUAGCAAGAGGGAUGAUGCUGUGAUUCAUUUGUUCAUCCGCAAACCAGCAAAGGUGCGGACACAACAAGUUGACAGAGAUACUUUGGUUACAGUUAUCAAUCCACAGGAGAAAGGCAACCUGCAAAAUGAAGCUCGUGCAAUGAACUCCGCAAGAUCAGUUGGGGUUAGGCCUGCUCCUGUUGAACCAAUAGUUAACCGAAAAGUGAAGCUAUCACCUGAAGUGAUGAAGAUGAUAAAUUCAACCAUAGCUGGACUGGAGAAAGGGCACCUGCCUGUGAUGUCAGCUGAAGGUUCAGGAGGUGUUUAUUUCAUGCGAGAUGCAGCAGGUCAGAAGAAUGUUGCUGUGUUUAAGCCUAUUGAUGAGGAACCCAUGGCCAAAAACAACCCAAGGGGCCUUCCUUUGUCCACAGAUGGGGAGGGGAUGAAGAGGGGAACAAUUGUAGGGGAAGGUGCAUUCAGGGAGGUUGCGGCUUAUAUUCUUGACCAUCCCGUUAGUGAUAGUAAAUCUGGUCACAGUGUAGGGUUUUCUGGUGUGCCUCCCACCACAUUGGUCCGAACCUUACAUAGGGGGAAGAGCUUCAAGAUUGGUUCACUGCAGAUGUUCAUGGAGAACAAUGGAAGCACUGAAGAUAUGGGUCCUCGACCUUUUCCUGUCAAGGAGGUUCACAAAAUAGCAGUACUAGAUAUUAGGUUAGCUAAUGCUGAUCGUCAUGCUGGGAAUAUUCUAGUGUGCAAGGAGGGAGAACUUGGCAACUACAAGCUGAUUCCAAUUGAUCAUGGUUAUUGCUUGCCAGAGAAGUUUGAAGAUUGUACAUUUGAGUGGCUCUACUGGCCCCAAGCCCGUGAGCCAUUCAAUGAUGAAACCAUUGAAUACAUCAAAUCACUUGAUGCUGAAGAAGACAUCAAGCUUCUCAAGUUCCAUGGGUGGGAGCUGCCUCCACGAUGUGCUCGUGUCCUGCGCAUCAGCACAAUGCUUUUGAAGAAAGGUGCAGCUCGUGGCCUCACACCACAUGACAUAGGGCGCAUACUAUGCAGGGAAACUGUGAAUAGGGGCUCUGAGAUUGAGGAUAUCAUUCAGGAAGCAGAGGAUGCUGUUCUCCCAGGGUCCAGUGAAAACAUGUUUGUAGAAACUGUAUCUGAAAUCAUAGACCAUCACCUUGACAAGGAGUGAGUUUAGAAAUUCAGAAUAACUGAUCUAGUUGUUCCAGCUGUAUCCGGUUUGUUGUAAGUAUUGUUGACAAGGCACUGGUCAAGGGACUAAUGAUUUCAUUUGUUUGUAUCCUCAAAUGAUUUCACUUGGUUGUAAUUGCUCAGAGUACUUAGCUUAUGCACAUUUUGUGAAUAAUAAGUUUGUUCAGUUAGACCUUAA